AUCCUGCUUCAAUGUCUUGGAAAAAUGAUAUUAGAAUCAUUUUCGGUUUAGACUUUGGCUGUACCUUCUCGGGAUUUAGUUAUGUUCAUACAUCCAAACAACAAGAAAUAAUCACCAACGAAACAUGGCCAGAUAUGAUUGAUCCUGCUUCAAUGUCUUGGAAAAAUGAUAUUAGAGUCAUUGUCGGUUUAGACUUUGGCUGUACCUUCUCGGGAUUUAGUUAUGUUCAUACAUCCAAACAACAAGAAAUAAUCACCAACGAAACAUGGCCAGAUAUGAUUGGUCAAUUGAAAAUCAACACAGUUUUACAGUAUGAUUCGAAUUUUGAAACCGUCAAAAGCUGGGGUUUGUCGGCAUUGGCAAAGAAGCCAAGACGCAAAGGGAAGAAAAAGGAAGAGACACGGCCUGUAGAAUUAUUCAAGCUUCACUUAACCGAGAUGCCUUAUGUAUCCAAACCUUCACUCCCUCUUGAUUAUAAGAAAGUUGUCAGUGAUUAUCUUAAUAAAAUUGGACAAGUAGGAAUUAAAUUCAUCGUUUGA
Molecule: messenger RNA, 539 nt
Organism: Entrophospora sp. SA101
Lineage: Eukaryota; Fungi; Glomeromycota; Glomeromycetes; Entrophosporales; Entrophosporaceae
Source: the annotation of a GenBank genome assembly